Molecule: messenger RNA, 1846 nt
Organism: Triticum aestivum (bread wheat)
Lineage: Eukaryota; Viridiplantae; Streptophyta; Magnoliopsida; Poales; Poaceae
Product: 1,4-dihydroxy-2-naphthoyl-CoA thioesterase 1
Exons: 4
Coding region: 121-939 (272 amino acids)
Biological process (GO): phylloquinone biosynthetic process
Cellular component (GO): peroxisome
Molecular function (GO): 1,4-dihydroxy-2-naphthoyl-CoA thioesterase activity
Source: RefSeq, a predicted model, not a curated record
AACAAAGAUAGCCCAUCUACCUUGCCUGUGUAUAUAGACGAUAGAUCAUGGAGGCCUGGUAGUUCGUUCGAUCUCUUCUCGCCUGACGAUCAGAUCGCUAGAUCUAUCUAUCUCGGCGCCAUGGCGCUAGGACGUUUGCCGCCGGACGCCGGUCCCAAGUCGCUGACCUUGGACUUGAUUCCUGGCUUGUCGACGCAGCGGAGUAGCGGGGAAUACGACGGCUGCCGCCGACGGUCCUCUUGGUCGCUUCCGUCCACACACAACCAGAUAAUUAGGCAAGGCACUCUCAACUCAACUUUCCAAAGGCCAUACAUACACACAUACGCGGCGCUGACCCGAUCGCAGUUCCCCACCCGCCACCACACCCGCACCUUCCCUUCCCCCGAGCGACCGCGCCUCGGCUCGGCCAGUCAACCCAACGAGCCCCGGCCGUGCCUCGACCAGUCAACCAUGGGCGACGCCACGGCCCCGGCGUCGGCGAGCAGCAAGACGGCGGAGCUGGACGCGCCGCUCAGCGCCCUCGGCUUUGAGAUCGAGGAGGUCUCGCCGUCGCGGCUCACCGGCCGCCUCCUCGUCACGGACACCUGCUGCCAGCCGUUCAAGGUGCUCCACGGCGGCGUGUCGGCGCUGAUCGCGGAGGGCCUGGCGAGCAUGGGCGCGCACAUGGCCUCGGGCUACCGCCGCGUCGCCGGCAUGCAGCUCAGCAUCAACCACUUCCGGAGCGCCGCCGCCGGCGACACCGUCCUCGCGCGGGCCGUCCCCGUCCACAUCGGCCGCUCCACCCAGGUAUGGGAGGUGAAGCUCUGGAAGAUGGAUGCAUCCACGCAGGGGGAAGGGCCUCAAAUCGCAGAGGCAAGGGUCACGCUCCUCUGUAAUCUACCCGUGCCGGAUGAGAUGAAAAGCGCAGGAGAACCCCUUAGAAAAUACUCUAAACUCUGAAACUCCACCGACACAUCCUCCUUUCCCUGUCCUGCCAGUCUUAGCUAUAAAGUUUCGUAAAGGAAAAUUAAGAGAUCAACACAUUUGAAGAAAAGGUAUCAGGUGCAGUGCAGGCAUAUCAAGUUUCAUGGUAUUUUCAUUUUCUUUGAAAUCUGUCCGCAUAAGGAUCGGAGGUAUCAGGAAAAGGAUACCCGAUGUGCCAAGCAGUAAAUGUGCGCAAAAAUCUGCACGUGUUUCUUUGUUUCACAAAAUCGGGAUUUCAAUAGUUCGAUGUCAAAAUCUGAAACGAAGAGAAAUAAAUUUAUCCGGGCCUUUACUCAGGCAUUUGGAGCACUGGUGGAUAGACCACUUAAGUUCUCUACGUGCACUCUCAGAAAGGACGCAAUGCUCAUCCACAUCUUCAGGCUGUGCUCAUUCCUCAUGCCCGUUUUUGUUCCUUGUUGUGAACAAUCUGUACACCUGUACGAUCGCCGGUCGGUUAACUACGAAGUACCCAGUCCCAAGUAAUUCACCGUUAAUCUCUUCUUUGAUCGGUCACGUCGAGCAAAACUAAAUCAGAGCAGAGCUCACAGUUCCCUUUUUACUCCUUCCAACCAUAGUUUGCAAUCUGGCGUUGUUCGUGUGGAUUCUCAUCGAUCCGAUUGUUUUUUUGCUGAACUGGUCUUCACUGACUCUAGAUCAUCUUGAGUUUGGCAGAACCAAUUUAUUUUUAUUUUUGAUGGUACUGUAGUGGCCGAUGCUAUUGUGAAGUGAGACUACCACAGUACCACGCUCCUCUGUAAUCUACCGGUGCCGGAUGAGAUGAAAAGUGCGGGAGAAUCCCUUAGAAAAUACUCUAAAUUGUAAAACUCAGGACAAAUUAAGCUUGAAAUGGGAUGAUCCAUUGAUAUGUGUUUCUGUGAAAAUA